Alosa alosa (allis shad) is the source of this 5388-nucleotide messenger RNA. It is a transcript of the gene svilc, whose product is annotated as supervillin c. The transcript has 29 exons. Gene Ontology annotation, cellular component: actin cytoskeleton; cytoplasm. Gene Ontology annotation, molecular function: phosphatidylinositol-4,5-bisphosphate binding; actin filament binding. Bases 27 to 4442 code for a protein of 1471 amino acids. The record is from RefSeq and is a predicted model, not a curated record. Lineage: Eukaryota; Metazoa; Chordata; Actinopteri; Clupeiformes; Clupeidae. Gene Ontology annotation, biological process: barbed-end actin filament capping; actin filament severing; actin polymerization or depolymerization.
UCUCCGGCAGGGUGAACGGAGGGACGAUGGGGCAGCACGGCAGAGGGCCACACUGGGAGGGAGGCACAGCAGCACCGGAGCAGGACCCCCUCCCCCCAAAGAUGUCCAACGGCUUUGAGACCGACCUCCCAGAGUCCUCAAGCCUGAACAGGCAGGGCCCAGGCGCUGGUGGGGAGCCAGACACGCCCCACCUGCACACCCGCGUCUCCGUUGGCCAGCUGAGGAGCGCCUUACUGCAGCAAACCUCAGGCGGAGCCCAGCCAGAGAAAGCUCCUGUCACAGAGGCGGGUCACAUGACCUCCUCCCUAGACCUGGCAGUGAAGCCAGGAGUGGAGGGAGGCCGCAGGCGCACGCGCCGCUACCUCCAGGGCAGCGCAGGGGGCAGCAGGAAGAACAGCGAGCGCUUCCGGACACAGCCAGUCACGGCCAGCGAGAUGCAGGAGAGCUGCGGACUCCUGGAGAGUGAGCAGCAGGACGCCUCUCAAGGUGAUGCAAAAAUGGACGACAGAGCCAAAAUGAGUGUGGCUGCCAAGAUGUCUCUGUUUAAAGAGCUGGAGAAGACAGUGCCCGAGGCCUCCUCUUUCCUGAAGCCUCGCUCUGCAGCCGGCUCCCAUGAGCGGCGAGUUCGCCGCAGCAACGAGCACCGGGCACUCACUCAGCCAAUCACGUGCGAGGAGCUUGUAGUGGCCGUCAGCCACCCUCAGUCCGAGGAGCCCAGCGAGACGCCGGCCGCCCAGGGGGAGCCGGAGGUGGAGGACGACGUGAGCUCGAAGCUGAGCAUGAGCGAGAAGCUGGCUCUCUUCAACAAGCUGUCCCAGCCGGGGGCUCUGGCCAGGGAGCCGGGCUCCACCGAGGCCCCCGAGAGACGCAGGCAGAAGGGCGCGCGCUACCGCACACAGCCCAUCACUGUGGAGGAGCUCCAGAAGGCCCCAGUCCAGCUGCCCACUCUGAGCCUGUCCCCACACGUCUUUGACCGGCAGCAGGCCCUGUCCACCAACCUCAAGCCCAGCGAGGUGCGCCAGACCCGGCCGCGCUCCAGCGGUGAGUGGGGCUCAAGCACGGAGCUCCGGGCCCAGCUCAGCCUGGAGCCUACUGUUGAAGACUACACCUCCCAUCAUGCCGUUCAGCGAGAGGUGCGGGGCAUCCUUAAGAAGAGCAAGUCAGGGGGAGAGGAGUGGAGGGCCAGGCGUGCCAGUGAGGACCUUCUGACUGGGCACCAGGAGGAAGAGGAGCAGAACGGUGGGCAGAGGAGGGAGAGAGUAGACGAGAGGAGGGAGGAACCGGAGGAGAGCGAAGCCUAUACGGAGAGGAGGAGGGGCGCGUCUGAGUCGGGAGAGGGAAGCGCCGCGGCGUCUGCUGCCCCCUGGAGGCAGAGGGCCAGGAAGGAGACCGCCAGAGCCCGCCGGGCCACUCAGGAGCCAAAGCCACUGGCUUGCCAGGAGCCUCCCAUUCAGCCUCAACCCAGAGACACACAUACAGACAACCAGGACAGCAGGUUGGCUGAUCAUCAUUCUGAGGAAGAGGAGAGGGAAGAGAGGAAGAGGAGACCUAAGAGGAAUUCUGUACGCCUGGAGCCACUGCAGACAGAGAGUGAAACUACCCAUAAUGCAUCAGCCCGCCCUCAAUGCUGGGAGCCUGUGUUCUCCUCUGUCUAUUCCCCCCCUGUCACCACUCCUCAGUAUGUCAUGUGCUUCAACCAGACUAACCUGUCAUAUGAGGCGCAAGAAGUGUGCUCCACCCAAGCCCCAUCUCAGCCCAGUUGGAGGAAGCAGACAGUGGAAGUGGACUUUGCCCAGACAGAUGUGCAGACCGAGACGCAGACGCAGACACAGGUGCAGGCCGAUGCGCGAGUGGAGGAGCAGACAGAGGAGCAGAGGGACGUGCAGACAUCUGCGCAGGCUGCCAGCCCAGGCCCCACUGCUCCGUCCCCCCUGGAGGCUGCACCAGCAGCAGCAGUGGCCUCUGGGUGCGCCAAAGAGGUCAUGACCUCUGGCGCCACGCCCAGCUCGCCGAGCACCUGUGCAGACGCGGAGCAGGACCUCAGCUCGCUGUGUCAGACCAACACACCAAUUCUGUCAUCUGCAGUAGCAGAGCACAGACGUUCAGUGAGGCCCUCUCGCCGGACUCAAGGCUCGCGGAAUCCUUUACGUGCACUAGCUGCCCGUGACGAUGUUCGCCAGGACUUCAACGAGCCCCAAGACAACGGGGCUGCCGAAGAAGCCAAUAGGAUGGUUAAGAACUGUAAUUCAUCUUCAAGUGAUGCCAUUGCUGUUGAAACAUCAGGCAUUAACACAGUGCCCUACAACUCACUCAUGCUCAUUCAGGUUAAAGGCUGGCGGCAGGUGCAGGUGCUUGUUGUGGAGCCGACAGCCCGGUCUCUGAAUAGCGGAGACUGCUUCCUACUGGUGACGCCGCAGCACUGCUUCACAUGGAGCGGCCGGGCAGCCAAUCCUGCCGAGAGGGCAAAGGCCUCUAAGAUGGCCCUCAUAGUCCAGAGCCAGAGGGACCUGGGUUGCCAAGCAACUCAGGUCAUCCACCUUGAUGAGGGAGUGAACAGUGAGAGUUCUCAAGCUAUGGAGUUCUGGAACCUCCUAGGUGGAAGAGCAGAGUAUUUGGGUGCGGGUGGCCCUGAGGAGGACGAGCUGUUUGAGAGCGCGCUGGUGGAGUCCAACUGUGUGUACCAGCUGGCAGAGGACCGGCUAGUGCCUCACGAGCAAGGCUGGGCCACAGCCUCACACGUCGGCCUACUGGGCUCCACUCAGACUCUGCUGUUUGACUUUGGGAGUGAGGUCUACCUGUGGCAUGGGAAAGACACUACCCCAGGUGACCGCAAGGUGGCGCUGCAAUUGGCUCAGCAGGUGUGGAUCGGAGGGUAUGACUACAGAAACUGCAGGGUCAACCCCUUGGACCCUUCAGCUAUUAAUGCACAUAUACCCAGGCUGGGUGUUGGGCGCCCUACCUGGGCCCUUCUGGGUCGUCUGUUUGAGGGGGCAGAGACGGUGCUGUUCAGGCAGAAGUUUGUGGACUGGCCCGGCACAAGCUCCAGCAAAGAGGACAUCAGUACCCCCACUGUGGACACCUCACAGCGUGCUUUGCCAGUGACCUCUCAGCCCUCGGAGGGCUGGUCAUGCGAUGCCAAGGCCCUGCUGGCUGGAGAAGGUGCGCCAGGGGCCGGGUGUGUGUUCCUGGACGGUGUGGAUGUCCAGAGAGGGCGGGACCUGGUCACGCUUAGCGACAGUCGCCAGGCGGAGCUGAGCACAGUUGGCGUGGACGUCUGGCACGUUGGCCAGCACGGGGAGAGUCCGAUGUCUCCUGAGAGUGCUGGACAGUUCCAUGAGGCAGAGACAUACGCCGUCCACUGGAGUUACCGCCUCACCGCUCUGGUUGACCAAAUAGUCGCCGCUGGUGACGGCGUGGGUCAGGAUUGCUCGGCACUCUUUCUCUGGCAUGGCCGCCACUCACACCACUAUGGGCGGGAGCUGCCGCCUGCCCUGGCCAAUCACUGUGGAGCUGAGGUGCUGGUGGCUCAGGGGGAAGAGCCUCCCUGCUUCCUGCAGCUGUUCCAGGGCGGCCUGGUCCUCCACAGAGGCAGGAGGGAAGAUAAUAACACAGCUGGCUGGCGUCUGUUUUGUGUGAAGGGGGCCGUGCCAGUGGAGGCGUCUCUCUCUGAGGUGGAGUGCUGCUGCUCCAGUCUGCGCUCGCAUGGCUCGCUGCUGCUGCUCAGCAUCCAGCAGGGGGCACUCUACCUGUGGAACGGCUGCAAGGUCCAGCCCAGCACCCGGCAGGUGGCCAGGCACACUGUAGAGCAGCUACUACACACGUGUCCUCCCGAGCUAGGUCUGAGUCCUGAUACCAGUCUCAGGGUUCAUGAGGUGGAAGAAGGGGCGGAGCCCACAGAGUUCUGGGCUGCCAUUGGGCAGCAGGACCGAAAGGCCUAUGACUGCAUGUUACAAGACCCUGGGAAGUAUACCUUCACCCCCCGCCUGUUCCAUCUGAGCGCCCAGUCAGGGGCCUUCAAUGCCGUGGAGAUCCUAAAUCCUGCCAGGGUGACUGGUGUUGUCAUGCCAAUGCCUUUUCUGCAAGAAAGCUUGUACUCUGUGUCACAGCCAGCUCUCUUCCUGCUGGACAACUGUCUGGAGGUGUACCUGUGGCAGAGCAGUGAACCAGCAGACCGCCAGCGCCCCCACUGGGACAAAGAGAAGAAGUGCGCCAUGGAGACCACCCUCCAGUACUGCAGAGAACGUAACCCACGGCGCCCCCCGCUGGCCUAUCUGAUAGAGGACGGUGCUGAGCCGCUCACCUUCACUAACGUCUUCCCCGAGUGGUGCCCCAGGACACCACCCCAGGGAGAAGCUCCGCGUAAGAAGCUGACCCUGGUGCAGGAUGUCCUGGACGCCCUCAGCACGGCCACUACCGGACGGGGUGGACGCACUGCACCUUGAGGCCUACCUAUCUGACCACGACCUGCAGAUGGCUUUGGGCAUGAGGUGGGAUGAGUAUGCAAGCACUUCCAGAGCAGCAGAUCAACCUGAAGAAAACUAAAGGACUGUAUUGAUAUUCACCUUUCAGCACACUGUUUUUUAUAUAACAUAUAGUGUAGAUUUUAUUUUCUGUCAGCAAAAAGCUAUCUUUUAAAAAGAAAACUUUUUGUAUUUUCUAUUUUUGUGAAGAAAAAAAAAAGUAUUCUUGUUAAGUGGCCCCUCUUUGCACACACACAUGUACAGUGUUUCCCCCUCUAGUUGCCUGUUUAAAAGUGUGUGCUUGUGCGUGGGUAUGUGUGCGUGGGUAUGUGUGCGUGUGUGUGUGUGUGUGUGUGUGUGUGUGUGUGUGUGUGUGUGUGUGUGUGUGUGUGUGUGUGUGUGUGUGUGCGCGCGCGUGUGUGUCCUAUGAAAUUGGUCAUUAUAGAGCCUUAAACCCUACUCACAGGGAUUGGCCAAAUGUUCUUUUUUGAAUUUGAUUUCCUUGUAGUGUAUAGUACACAUUCAGUGCAAGCACAAGGGGCAGCUCCAUGCACUGUACUGCAUGCCCAACCCCCCUGCCUAACGUGGGCUUUCUUCACCUCUGGCCAGAACAGAGGAGGUGUCAUGAGAAUGAUGUGUGGUUUUAAUACUGAACUUAGUAGAUUUCAUCAAAUGUGUUUUAAGUUAAUGAAACAACAUGGACGACAAACUGAAUGAUGUAACAUCGCAGCAUUGUGUUUUUUUUUCCUAUGAAAUUUUAAUUUACCUGUACAAAUCAGAUCAAAGAGAUGGAAGAGAGAGAGAGAGAGAACAGAAAAACAAUGUAAGAGUCAGUCACAAUCUCUGUAGAUAUUUUAUGAGAGAAAGAGAAUGCAUAUAAAAACCAAGCAAGGAAGAUCAGUCUAAUAAAUACAGUAAGGAAAGUGAA